Molecule: messenger RNA, 2412 nt
Organism: Hemiscyllium ocellatum (epaulette shark)
Lineage: Eukaryota; Metazoa; Chordata; Chondrichthyes; Orectolobiformes; Hemiscylliidae
Gene: znf488
Product: PR domain containing 8
Exons: 5
Coding region: 1-1776 (591 amino acids)
Biological process (GO): regulation of DNA-templated transcription
Cellular component (GO): nucleus
Molecular function (GO): protein binding
Source: RefSeq, a predicted model, not a curated record
AUGAACGGGAUAAACUGCCAUUUGCCACCCAAACGCUCGGCAGCGUCACUCUCAGUUCCGGGAUCAAUCGGAAUCGCUGCUCUCACCGAGAAGCUGAGACCUGCCGGCGAAAGUGAAAGGGAUCGAUUCCGAGGAAUCAGCGGCUCACAUUGGUGCAUUAUGGAACUGACCCCCUUCUCAAAGGGACUAUGGGCAGGUGACAACAAAUUUCUACACCAUCUCUUCACUGACAUAUUAACCAGUGUGCACAUUACCCGGGAGAUUCCCGAGGACGCGAUCUUUGGCCCGUGUCUCCUCCAGAACACCUUUUAUGACACUGUAGCUUUCAUUGCGUUGAAGUCUUCGGAUCGGAGAAGCGCCCCGUACGUGUUCAGGGUAGAUGCAACAGCAAUUAGCAGUAACACGGAUGGAGUAUCCUGGUUGAAACUGGUCCAGGCGGCUAACAACACGAAGGAACAGAACCUGGAAGCCUAUCUGAAAAGUGGUCAGCUGUAUUACCGCUCCACUAGAAGGAUCAACAAAGACGAGGAGCUGUUUGUCUGGUAUGACAGCGAGCUAUCCACACUCCUCGGAUUCACUGAUAUCAAAACUCGAGCUGACUCCAACACCUUUAGGUGCGUGGACUGCGAUCAGGAACUGAAAUAUGAGAAUCCAUACUUGGCUCACGUCCGUUUCCUGUGUGGCAAAAGGAAAGAGGGUCUGGCCUGGAGGGACUUGCAGGCGCUGGGGGCUGCCCAGAGCUCUCUGCUGAGAGAGCCAGAGCGGAUCAUCGAGGACAGAGCCACCAACUUCCACAGGAUCGCCCACGACCUGGAGCACUCGAAGCGCAAACCUGGCGCCCAGGAGGAGAGCAGGCCCCCGGCCGCCAGCAAGAGGAAACAAGACGGAGGGGAGGAGAAUAAAGUCCGCAAAACCGUUCUGUUGGAGAAGACAAACCGUUUAGCCAGUGAGCAGGGAGAGCAGCUUUCAAAAGAAGGCGCCAGUGUCCGCCCGGCCCUCGCCGUCUCCGUUUGGAGACUUCACUCAGACAAGUUCAUGUUGAAGAAGGAUUCGGCGGGGCAUAACACCAGUGCUUUCACCGAGGUGCGGAGGCUCAGAGACAAGGUUAGGGCUGACAAAGCCGAGGGGAAUGAUAAAGAGGGCGAGUCUGACCUGACCAGGAAGGUCGGUCUAAGAACGGACGUGGUUCUCAGUUCCACAGGGAGCGCCUUCUCCUCAGUGUUACCUUCAAGUGCCCGCGAACAACAGAAGAGUGCGUUUUGCCAGCCCCACAGGAGGACAGCCUUGGGUCCUUCAAUGCUGGUAGCACACACCCUGCACUCUCCCAGCGAGUGCUCUCGGGAUUUCCCUGAUUGUAUCCCUUCCACCGGUCUCCCUGGCCACACCAGUCUGUUGGGAUCCAAGCUCCUCAGUGCUGAGUUUGGUGGCUCCCACAUACUGCACACCAGCGUCAGUACACACAGCCCGUUUCUGUACAGCACCGAGCUGUGGCCAAAGCCAGUGGGAGUGCAACUCCAGUCCACCUCCUCCCUGACCCUGCUGCCGCCGUCCUACACCUCCUUCGCAGUGUCCGCUCAGAACUGGUGCGCCAAGUGCAACGCCUCCUUCCGGAUGACCUCCGACCUGGUGUUCCAUAUGAGGUCCCACCACAAAAAGGAAUACGCCACCGACUACCUGAGCCAGAGGCGCAGGGAGGACAAGCUGACGUGUCCCAUUUGCAAUGAGUUCUUCAGGGAGCGCCACCACCUCUCGAGGCACAUGACAUCGCACAACUGAGGGUCCGCACUCGGAACUGAAGAGAGCGAGGUUAAUCGCCCCUGUGCUCAGAGUGUCUUUACAAGCUGGGGGCAUGGCCCUGGUUAAGAGGGACUGACUGGCGAGCGAGCAGUCUAAAUCUCAAAAAUAAGUUUGCAAAACACUGGAUUUAUUUAGAGCGGGCAACUGAAUCCGGAAUACAAAGGACUUCCAAUGUAAUCCUAGUUGCAUUUUCAAAAUAAUAUCUAGAAAUAACUGCAUUUAUUCCAAAAGUCCCCCUUUACAGCCAUUUUGAACACGGUUAUGUACAGUCAUAAUUUCUGUUUUUAAGUACUAUGAACUUCAUGUAAAGACAAUAGACGCUGCAACUGGUAAAGCGACCUUCAAUUUUCAUUUCUUCUCGUUUGGAUAAUUCCUUUUGAGAAUACACUGUAUGUACCUGCAGUCCAGUUGUUACAAAUAUGUGUCAUUCAUUCUUGUAAGUCUGGUUGCCCUAUUGAAUUACACAGUCUGAUAUUGUCCCAACAGUAAGGAGACUGACUGCACGCCAUCAAUUUGCACAACAGCCCUCGAAAUUAUUAAGAGUGUGGCUGAUCAUGUGUUCGAACAGAGCCUGGUAAUUGCUUUGAAAUUGACAUAUAAACACAUAACACAUCA